AUGGCAUCGAAGCCCCAGGUCAUCCUCGUCGUUGGCGGAACGUCCGGAAUUGGAUACGCCAUCACGCAAUGCAUUCUUUCAUCGCCUUACCUACCAUUGAAUGCCAAAGUAAUCGCAUUUGGGCUUAUAGAUUCAACCAUCAAGCUCGAGUUUACGAAACAACAGAGAGAGCGCCUAAGGAUAGUCGAAGGCGAUGUCACAGUAGAGGAAGAUCGAGAGUUAGCGGUCCAGACAUGUUUUAACCAUUUUGGAGGACUCGAUACAUUGGUGUACUGCGCGGGCGUUAUCACACCGAUACAAAGAUUGGAGAAGUUGGACAUGGAAGCUGUGAAGAGAAGUUUUGAUAUCAAUGUUUUCGGAGCCAUGAGUAUGGUUCAGCUCACCCUCCCACAUCUCCGUGCGUCACGGACAUCUCAUCCUCUAAAUGCUGGUCGUGGCAAAGUUAUAAUCUUAUCUUCAGCAUGCGAUACUACAAUAUCCUACCAUGGUUGGACCCCUUACAGCACCACCAAAGCCGCACUAACCCGGUUCAUUUCCUGUCUCGCACAUGAAGAGCCUCUACUCAGCGUUCAGGGCGUAUACCCGAAGUUGACGCGGACGAAAAUGAUCGAUGGAUUAGUUGAAGGGAGGUAUCAGGGGGUUAUGGCGGACCAUGAGAUUGAGCGGUUCAGGAUUUGGGACGAGAUGGGCGACGAGAUGGUGGAGCCACCUGAGCUCUGCGGAGACGCUAUUGCGAAGUUGGCGCUCGGACUUUUCGAGGGUGGAAAGAGUGGAGAGACUCUAUAUUAUUACGAGCACAUUCCACGGAAGAUCGAGGGGACAUGA
Molecule: messenger RNA, 825 nt
Organism: Alternaria arborescens
Lineage: Eukaryota; Fungi; Ascomycota; Dothideomycetes; Pleosporales; Pleosporaceae
Exons: 2
Coding region: 1-825 (274 amino acids)
Cellular component (GO): intracellular anatomical structure
Molecular function (GO): oxidoreductase activity, acting on NAD(P)H, oxygen as acceptor
Source: RefSeq, a predicted model, not a curated record